CCGUCAACACCUGCUGUCUUUGUUCCUCAGGUCGUUGGUUAUUCCGUCCGCCUGUCUAUCUUACUUCGCUGCAGAAUCCGAGGACAAAGCUGUAGCUACCCGAUAAACCACCACCAGCCUGCCCCGCGCAUCGACGUCGGCGACCUCCGCCUCUCAACUCAAAUAAUGGCAGACAACCACAGCGGCACCGAGUCUCAUGUGACGAUCCAGCGGCGGACUCACUACUCACCACCGUGGGCAGAUGUCAGCAUCAUUGGCAUUGCUGGCAGUUCCGGCUCAGGAAAGUCGACUCUGUCGCAUGCCAUUGUGAGGAAGCUGAAUCUGCCCUGGGUGGUGAUUUUGUCCAUGGACUCUUUCUACAACCCUCUGAGUCCUGAGGAGUCAAAGAGGGCUUUUGACAACGACUUUGACUUUGACGCGCCAGAUGCAAUUGACUUUAAUGUACUUGUGCAAUGUUUGCGCGAUCUGAAGGCCGGAAAACGGGCUGAAAUUCCCAUUUACUCCUUCUCUAAGCAUCAAAGGCUGGACAACACCACGACCAUCUACUCACCUCACGUCAUCAUCCUGGAGGGAAUCUUUGCCCUCCAUGACCCCCGUAUUAUUGAUCUUCUGGAUAUGAGGAUAUUCUGCGAGGCGGAUGCCGAUACGUGUUUGUCACGGAGAGUGUUGAGAGACGUUAAGGAGCGUGGUCGCGAUGUAGAUGGAAUCAUGAAGCAGUGGUUCAAGUUUGUGAAACCAAACUUUGAAAAAUUCGUCGAGCCGCAGCGCAAAGUGGCAGACAUCAUCGUGCCGAGAGGUAUCGAGAACCGCGUUGCCAUGGCCAUGGUUGUUCAGUACAUUGAGCGCAAGUUGAUCGAAAAGUCAACCCACCACCGGGCAGCACUUACACAGUUGGAGUUGGCGGCUGCUAGUGACCCUCUGUCCGACAGAGUCGUGAUUUUGGACCAGUCACCACAACUGAGAGGCAUGAGCACCAUCAUUCAGGAUAUCGACACCUCUGCGGAAGACUUUAUAUUCUACUUUGACCGCCUCGCGUGUCUUCUGAUCGAGCAGGCACUCAACAAUGUGCAGUUCAGAGAAAAGACCAUUGCGACGCCCCAGGGUUACAAGUACAACGGACUUCAAGCUACGGGCGAUGUAAGUGCGGUGCUUGUCCUUCGUGGCGGUGCCGCCUUUGAGACGGCCUUGAAGAGGGUCGUCCCCGACAUGCGGACGGGCAGAAUCCUCAUCCAGUCCAACGUACGGACGGGAGAGCCCGAGCUGCAUUAUCUCAAGCUUCCGGAUAACAUUGACUCCCACGAGUCGGUCUUGUUGAUCGACACGCAGAUGGCCAGCGGAGGUGCCGCACUCAUGGCCGUGCAAGUCCUCGUGGACCACGGCGUCGCUCAGGACAAGAUCGUGCUGGCGUGCUAUGCUGCCGGAAGGCUGGGUGUGCACCGGCUUGCAAAGGUGUUCCCUGGUAUCACCAUUGUUCUGUGCAACAUGCUUGCGGAUAUUGAAGACCGCUGGGUUGAGAAGAAGUACUUCCGAUGCUAGCCGUAGGCAUAUAUAUACUUGUAUAACCCGGCCGAGUUGCGCCGAGCCUACGUCUGUAGCAAAAUCGAUGAUUGCUCAAGUGGCAACACGAAAGCCUAUUGCAAGAAAAGUGCAUCGUAAUGCCAUGGAGUAAGGCUGCUUGAUUCAUGAUAAUUGAGGGUCUCCAAGGGCUAGAGCCCGUGCCUCUGGAAAAGGCCGCAUAUUCGCCUGCCAGACAGCCUGCGAGAUCCAUUG
This is a messenger RNA of Colletotrichum acutatum, 1770 nucleotides long. Its product is annotated as uridine kinase. Gene Ontology annotation, molecular function: uridine kinase activity; ATP hydrolysis activity; ATP binding. The transcript is spliced from 10 exons. Bases 166 to 1536 code for a protein of 456 amino acids. Gene Ontology annotation, cellular component: cytoplasm. Gene Ontology annotation, biological process: pyrimidine-containing compound salvage. NCBI's taxonomy places the organism in Eukaryota, Fungi, Ascomycota, Sordariomycetes, Glomerellales, Glomerellaceae. The record is from RefSeq and is a predicted model, not a curated record.